Molecule: messenger RNA, 5903 nt
Organism: Bactrocera oleae (olive fruit fly)
Lineage: Eukaryota; Metazoa; Arthropoda; Insecta; Diptera; Tephritidae
Gene: Eaat2
Product: Excitatory amino acid transporter 2
Biological process (GO): L-glutamate transmembrane transport
Cellular component (GO): plasma membrane
Molecular function (GO): neutral L-amino acid transmembrane transporter activity; glutamate:sodium symporter activity; L-glutamate transmembrane transporter activity
Source: RefSeq, a predicted model, not a curated record
CACUUUAUAUAAUAAAUUAUUAUGCUAUUCCCUGCAGAGAAUCUUCCACUAGUCCUUAUUUACAAGGGUGGUUCGAGAAUUAUUUAGCCCAAUGAACUCAAAUUUCUGCACGGCGAACUUUUGAUAGUUUAGAAGCAAAACGAAGUUAUACGGAACAAAAUCUGAUGUAUACGGUGUAGUCGAUUUAAAUCACAACAUUAGUAGCGAUAUAGUUCGAAUAUGGUGGUCAUCAUAUUUUCGGUCGAAAAAACUGACUCCCCUUCCUUUAAAAUAGGUUCGGCGGGUGAAGUCCACUUGUUUCGAUCGUUCCGUGCUCUCUGCUGUGUACCUCGUUACGGCUUCGGCCACAAAACGAAGUAGAAACGAAUUAGGCUUAAAUAGCGUUUCACACUUCUGUUAAAUGGUCGCUUGGUUAAGCUUGUUUUCCGAAAGGCGUAAACAUGGAAUUCAUCGCACCGAUAGAUGUCUCAUCCAACAUUCCACGAUAUGGCCCUCAUGGUUUCUGGAGAUUCCUACUGUCACAGUUAACACGCGUACUUAAUCGGUGGCCUGUCAAUACGAGAUUUUUGUAAUGUGAUCCUCAAUGGCAGCCGUUUUGGGGAUAGCUAGAUACAGCUCAUUAAAAAACGUCGUACUACUACUAACUCGUUAAAACAACUUAUGAUGGUCGCCAUCGAAAGAGUGGAGUCACCGGGUACAAUAUUCAAACGAUUUUUGAUUCCAAGGUGCGAUUCGCUUUCCAAUCGAUAUUGCUCUUUUCUCAGUUUCCUAAAAUUUGCGGAUAUGCCCGCUUCCACAUGAGGUCAAAAGUAUAAUGCUGAUGGAUUCGGUGCGACUGACAUUUAGACAGUAAUCGUCUAUGAGAAUGUACUACGCUAUAGUAUUUUCUAUUCGCUAUAGUAUGACGCUAUCGGGGGGUGAGGCUCAGUCAUUAUCAGACCACUCUCCUAGACAUACACACAUACAUAUAUUAUUGUGUGUAAUAACAGUACAUGUACACGUGUGACUGUAUACGACAUGUUUGAGAAUUUGUGCUAAAUUUAAUUUAAUACUCAUUUUAAAUAUUGUCGGCAGCGACCAAUUGUACCCUUUUCUAUCGCCAACCCUCAGACAUUUCACUCAACUACAGAGAGGAUCGCAGUGCAUUCGCACAAUCAUAGAUUUCUACAUAUGUAUGUAGAUUAUGUUCUCCAUCUGCAAAAAUUACGUCCACAACUUAACCUCAACGGCUUAGCGUUAUACCCACCGCUUCGACCACAAAAUCGAGCAGUUCCGUCAGUCAGCCAGGCAUAUUUUCGUUCGAUUCGCUCGCAGUUACACUUCAGCGCGAUUUGGUGACAGUCGUUAUCGUCGUCGUCGUCGUAGUUCGUUAAACGCAUUCAUUUGCUUACAGCUCAGGCAAUUUGCUAAGCACUUUCUUGCUCCGAUCCGUUGUUACAAAACACGCAGCGUUAAUUUUACCACACGCAGCCCUAAAGCGACGCCAAUUUUCGCAUUUGAUUGGCGCGUAAUUUCUCACCGUUUGUUUGUUUUGAUAACGUGUGCGUAAAAAUAAAUUUCUAACACACGUAAGCACGUCAUAUUGUAAGCAAGUGGAAAAUUAACUUUCUUAAAUUGCGUGUGGUUCGAUCGCCGGUUGUGAGUUUUUUUAUUCUUCAAACAGUGCAGCAAAGCGCCUACUUUAAAGCGAAAAGUCUUGUGGCGCGCAUCAUUUCGACGCUGGCAACCUCAGUGUAUGUCCUGUUAACUGGAACUUAAGAUUUUCCAAAGCGAAUCUUGUGCAUCAUUGUGGUUAAGUAAGGCUUUUCUUCGACUGAAUUCAAAGUAAAAUCUCUACAACGGCUACAGCGGUGCAAAGAAUCUUGAAGUUGUUGAUGCAACUGCAGCACAAAUUACUGCGGAAACUAGUCAGUCUGAGCUCAGUGGCGAUACGUUAGUUUCACUAAAACCUCGUUCUGUUCAAAAGUAUUAGAAGCGUAUUCUAGCAACGAGAGUGUCAAGAGAACGCGAACAUUAUAAAUAGAACGGUUUUAUCAGUUGACUUGCUUUUGAAAGAAGCGACCCAUAAAGAGAAAAGGCAAGAGCAAAACCACCGCGUAAGGUGCUAUACCGCAAUUAUCUUCACUUUUAUUCGUAGAGCUGCAAAAAUUGCGAAACUGGGUCAAUUGUGGUUAGUCGUUAAAGAUUAUCUCUUUGCGAAAAUGGGCCCGCCCAGUAGUACAACUGUUAAUGGCACCGAACUGCCACCGAAGACCACGGAACGUAGCGGUGCGCCACGUGAACUCACCGGCUACCGGAAAUGGUUGCGGGAGAAUCUAAUGUUGCUGGUGACGCUGUCGGGUGUAUUGUUGGGAGUCAUUUUCGGUUUUUCAUUGCGGCCCUUGAAUUUACAUGAGGAUUCCAUUAUGCUGAUUUCUUAUCCGGGUGAACUCUUCAUGCGCGUCUUAAAGCUUAUGAUUUUACCGCUCAUCAUUUCCAGUUUGAUCGCCGGUUCGGCUAGUUUAAAUGCGCGCAUGAACGGUAAAAUUGCAUUGCGCACUUUGGUGUACUUCGUGACGACUUCGUUCUUGAACGCGCUGCUCGGCAUUGCCUUGGUGCUGCUAAUUCAUCCCGGUGAUCCAAAUCUACAUAACACCUCCGAUCGUUCUACUGAUAAAAGGGCUGUGAAUCUACUGGAUAGUCUUUUGGAUUUGGGAAGAAACGUUUUCCCGGACAAUCUUUUUCAGGCAUCCUUUCAACAAGCGCACACUGUUUACCUUCCCAAACCAAGUAUUUUGCAUACAUUCAAUGAGACACUUAACGACACCGCGAUUGGUACCGAAUUCGAACCGGCCGAAGAGAUACAAGCACAACAAGGCGGUGAUGUACUCGAACCCGCGCUCAUACGUGUGGUACAAUAUCGCAGCGGCACCAACACGCUCGGCAUCGUCUUCUUUUGCCUAGUCUUCGGCACCAUAUUGGGCACGAUCGGCGAAAAGGGGCAAAUUGUGGUGGAUUUCUUUACGGCCGUCUUUGAGGUUAUCAUGAAGAUGGUCACCUGCGUCAUGUGGCUCACACCCAUCGGUAUUAGUUCGGUGAUAGCUGGCAAGAUAUUGGGCGUCAACGAUCUGCAUUUGGUCAUGGAGCAGCUGAUGUGGUUCAUACUCACCAAUCUGAUUGGCGUAUGCCUAUAUCAGUUCAUUAUAAUGCAGGGGAUUUAUUUUGUAUUCGUGCGACGGAAUCCAUUCAAAUUCUACGCCGGACUUAUACAGCCCAUGCUGACCGCUUUUGCGACAGCCUCAACUGCUGCUGCUCUACCGAUCACAUUUCGUUGCAUGAAUGACAAGUUGCGUGUGGAUCAGCGGAUCAGCCGUUUCGUGCUACCGAUAGGCUGUAACAUCAAUAUGGACGGUACGGCACUCUUCAUUGCGAUUGCCUCGAUCUUUAUCGCCCAGAUGAGUGGCAUACCGUUGGGUUUUGGCGAACUGGUCACGGUUUUAUUGACUUCGACUGCGGCUUCUAUGAGUUCGGCUAGUGUUCCGAGUGCUGCUCUGGUCCUGCUGCUUGUGGUGCUUACUGCCAUCGAUGCUCCGGUACAAGAUGUUACGCUACUCUUUGCUGUCGAUUGGUUUGUAGAUCGCAUGCGCACCACUAAUAACAUGCUGGGCGAUUGUUAUGCCGCCGCCGUCGUUGAAGAGCUAUCACGCAAAGAACUAAUGGCACUGGAUGCCGCUAUACUCUAUCAGGAAGUGCCAGUUGGUACGCCAAACGGAAAUGCCUUGCUUGAGGGGCAAACCGAGUUGGAUAGCAAGUGCUCGAUGACCGAUUCGGUGGUCAUCGAUAUCAAUAAUGUGAUCAACAGCAGUAAUUUGCAGAAGGAGAAUACUGGUUGUCGCGCCUAAAAUUAUAAUAUUACAAUAUAUUCGAAAAUUCACAUACUCAACAAGUGUGUAGGCGCACGUGCACUCUCAUUAACCCAAUAUUUAUACUACGCAAGGAAAUAAUUUUUAAGUAUGAGAACAUAUAAAUUCUUUACAUGAAUUAGAUUUGGUAAUUAGGCGGGAUUUACCUAUACUAUGUAAUUCAAAUAUAUUUGAAUUUAGUUUCUAGUUAUUUUUUAAAUAUUUUUGGCAUAAUUUUCAUGCUCCUCAUUAAUUGCCUUGAAAAUAUUUCUCGUAAGAACCCAUUCCUAGGUGAAACUAAAUUAUCUGACGGAAGCAUACAGGGUGGUUCAUAUAGUGUAGUUUGUUUCUCUCAAUUAGAAAUAUUAAUUGGAAAAUAUUUAUUUGGGUAUCAUUUGUUUAGUCAAAAAAAUCUAAAAAUUUAAGGUUCGGUUCGGUACGUUUUCUGCCAAAAAUUAAAAUACAAAUAUUUCUUUUACUGAUUUAAAAAACUUAAGACUUGAAACUCGACACUAUGGGGUUAAUAAAAUAUUUCUAUGCGUGAAAAGUAGUAUUUCUCUACCAAAUAAAGAAGUUAGAGUUCAUAUUACCACAAGAUUGUACCGUAAGUGCUGCCAGCUUGUUUGAAGAACUGGUAUAAAAGACAACUUCUAUAGCUUUGCCCGUUGACGUCUUACUUAUUUCACUUUAUAUUAUUUCAUUCCCUUCUACGGAGAAUAUAUCUCUUCAUUUUGUUCCAAAUAUUCUAGCAAAAACAAAAAUCCAAAAAUGGUUUACCAAAAGGAACAGUAAAUUAAAAACAAAAUGCAAAAUGUGUAUGAAUCACCCUUUUUACACUUACAUAAAAGUACUAAACCAAAUAGAAAUAUGAACAUUCAUAAAUCAAAACAAGUAGAGUAGUGACCAGAUCAGCAUUCAUCAAGUAUUGACAUAAACAAUAAAGCCAACAAUGAAUAACAGAAAAAUAUAUUAACAUCAAAUCCUAUAAUAUAUUAUAUAACGGAUGUAGCAAACAUGUAUUAGAUAUUACAUGACGUACUUACAUAAUUUAUGGCAUACAUACAAAUAUAUAUGUAUUUAUAUAUUAUAUGUGUGAUUUAAACACCACAUUAAGUAUUUAAUAAAAACAAAAGCAAACAAUGUAAUCCAAUGACUAGAACUAAUCCGAUAACACCUACAUAUGUACUAUACCUAUAUGGCAAUGUUUACAUACUGUUAGGAUAGCAUUUAUGUAUAAUAUGUAUGUCUGUAAACACCCCAACGUGACAUUUAGCGUUGCAUCCGUAAAUAAUAGAGACUGUUAAUUUUUAAAAAACGUUGCAAAAUUUUUUGAAAUUUAUAUGUAUGUAUCUAUGUGCAUAAGUAAAUUGUGAGCCCACCAAUUGAUACGGUGUUUUUGUUUCUCAAAAUAAUUUACCAACAAUUUUACACUAUAACAGAAAAAUGUUCCCUGUAUGAGUAUACAGUAAAAACGGAGUAGAGUUAACCAAAUUAGCCAGCAAAUGUUUACAAAAGUUCAUAAUUAUAACAUACCGACCUACUAGCAAACUAAAAAAUAAAACAAAAUAUAAAUAUUAUAUAAAAUAUUGUAAUAAUAAAUAAAUCAAUAAGAUGUCGAGCAAAGUUUUUAGACAAAGCCACUUAAGUACAUAUGUAUAUGAUUUUAAGCAAACUUUAAAAAUCUAUAAAUAUAUAUUAUAUUUCUCUUAAUUUAGCGCUUAAAAAUGUAUAUGUAUAAUUUUAGUGCGGAACAAUAUUUGUACAUAUCUGUAUAUUUAUGAAAUUCGUAAGAUUUAAAAAAUAUGUAUUCAUUGCAUCAUAGACGAAAUACCCACUUUCAUAUGUACGUAAACACAUACUAUAUACGUACAUACUUACAUAUAUACAGGUAUUAGUAGAAAGUGUGAUACAAUGUUGACGAGGAUAUUUGGUAAUGAUUGGGAAGCCUAUUGUGUAUCUCAGUAACGUUUGUGAUGUUUUGAUAUAAGAGUUAUAAUAAUAAAUUCUUGGAAAAAAUUUUAA